AUGCGAAGACUGCAAAUGGCUGGCCUCGUCACUUCUCUUUGGCGGCCGUUGGGAGUUAGCAGCGAGCAAUGCUGUGCUGCCACUCCCCUACAGCAGGAUUUCUCUGUUGCUGUUGAGCUCCUCGCCCCGCGGAAGCCGCCACUUCCAGAAUCCUUUAUGAACACCUUUAAAAUGUUCCAAGAGUUCCGGCCUGAGUGCUACAUCCUGCCAACGAAGUCGUCGUACUUUGCCGCGUCCGGCAGCAGCGGAGUACAGGAAGCCAUCGACUACGUGCAGCAGCAGGGCGGUCGUGUGGUGCUGACGCUGGCGGCAACGACGCCCGCUGCUGGCGGUGGCGAAGCCGGAGGCGCGGCGGCGACGCGUGAAGGGGUGAGGCGCG
Trypanosoma grayi is the source of this 379-nucleotide messenger RNA. RefSeq lists its product as hypothetical. The annotation marks the transcript as partial. The record is from RefSeq and is a predicted model, not a curated record. NCBI's taxonomy places the organism in Eukaryota, Euglenozoa, Kinetoplastea, Trypanosomatida, Trypanosomatidae. The transcript has a single exon.